UUCGCAACGAGUCUCUCAACUCUCAACUCUCAAAACUCAGUUGAGUUGAAUAAACUCAACUCGUCAACUCUGAGUUGAGUUCUUGCUCCUCUUUCAUGCACGUGCAGCGUUUGGUUAACAACACCAACCAACUCAGCUGACAGUGUAAUAAUAUUUAAGAAUUCUGGUUACAAAUUUGGACGUGAAGCGCUUAAAUCUGAGAUUCAAUCUAUUUAUGUUCUUCCUUCUCUGUUUUGAACUCCAAAGAGCUAGAUAGAGUGGCUUUUCGUGUACCCUUUUCUCUUUUGGUCUUGAAAUUUAUACUGCUCUCAAAGGGGGGGGAGCAGAGCUUUUGUGUGCUGGUUAUCUUCAAUUCAAAAUUCGAGCUUUUCUUUAAGGAUUUGAUGGCUGGGGUUGGAUCGCAAUGGUGGGAUUCGAGGUUAAUUCAAAUGGUUGUGAUUAGCCUUGUCCUUGUGGCUUCGGUGUUUGUUUUGGCAAAAGAAAGCUUGGGGCAAGAAGAUUCAAAUUACAAUUUGAAAAGAUUGAUUAAUUCCUUAUGGCAACCGGGUCGAUUGGGUUAUGUACAUGUUUGGCCGGAUAUGGAAUUUGGGUGGAGAAUUGUUGUUGGCACCGUAAUAGGAUUCUUCGGAGCAGCUUUUGGAAGUGUGGGAGGAGUUGGUGGGGGUGGCAUUUUUGUUCCUAUGCUCACCCUCAUCAUUGGGUUUGAUCAGAAAUCAUCAACAGCUAUAUCAAAAUGUAUGAUAAUGGGUGGAGCUGCUGCAACUGUUUUCUACAAUUUAAGGCAAAGGCAUCCCACACUAGACCUACCAAUCAUUGAUUAUGAUCUUGCACUUCUUUUUCAACCAAUGUUGAUGCUGGGAAUCAGUAUUGGAGUCGCUUUCAAUGUGAUUUUUGCUGACUGGAUGAUCACAAUCUUGUUGAUUAUCAUCUUCCUAGUAACUUCAACCAAGGCAUUCCUCAAGGGUGUUGAAACAUGGAAAAAGGAAACCAUAAUUAAAGAGGAAGCUGCUAGAUCCUUGCAAUCAACAGGUAAUGAUAUUGAAGAGAUCAGCUACAAACCUCUACCAGGAGCCCCAACCAAUAGCCCUGAUUCGGAGGCCAAGGAAUCUGAAAAGCCAAAGGUCUCUAUUAUUGAGAAUCUUUACUUGAAGGAAACUGGAGUUCUUUUUGCUGUCUGGGUCAUUAUCCUUGCACUGGAGAUUGCUAAGAAUUACACAACCACUUGUUCAAUCGCCUAUUGGGUACUAAAUCUAUUGCAGAUCCCAGUGACUGUUGGAGUAAGUUUAUUUCAAGCUAUUAAUCUGUACAAAGGAAGGAGAGCCAUUGCAUCAAAGGGAGAAGAAGGCACGAAUUGGCGAGUGCACCAGCUGAUCCUCUAUUGUGCAUGUGGAAUAUUAGCUGGAAUAGUGGGUGGCUUGCUUGGUCUUGGCGGAGGCUUCAUUUUGGGUCCACUUUUCCUAGAGCUGGGAGUCCCCCCUCAGGUGUCAAGUGCCACAGCCACCUUUGCCAUGACAUUUUCCUCAUCCAUGUCUGUUGUAGAAUAUUACCUUCUCAAACGUUUCCCAGUUCCUUAUGCUGUCUACUUUGUUGCCAUCGCAUCAGUUUCUGCCCUUGUAGGGCAACAUGUGGUAAGAAAGGUGAUCGCUAUACUUGGGAGAGCAUCUUUGAUCAUCUUCAUUCUGGCUACUACCAUUUUUGUCAGUGCAAUAUCACUAGGUGGGGUGGGCAUAGAAAAGAUGAUUGUAGAUAUUCAGGAGAAGGCGUAUAUGGGAUUUGAAAACCUCUGUACAUAUGACUCAUAAUCUUGAAUGUUUUUCCCUCUUGUUAAAAUAAGGCAUGCUAAACCAUUGAAAAAGUUUACAUGCAAAGAUUUUUUUUGGGUAACUAAGAAAUUUAUUUUAGCAUUGGUGUUUUUCGGUGAUCAAAUCCUGGGUUUUACCUGUCUAAACACCCGAGAGCACUGUUAGCUGGCACCGUUAGCUAGACAUCUUGAAGCUAUAUAUGGGUUAUAUGGGACUUCCAGAAUUCUACCGGGUAGCUUCGUCAGCUGGAGCAUGGAGACUUGAGAGUGUUAGAGGGUACUCGUAUUUUGAGCUCAAUAUCAUGGAGAGUUUUAGGGGGUUGUGCCCCAAGGUUCAAUUAAUUUGUAAGACAUUUUAGUUUUAAUUAAAUAAAUUCGUUUAUUUACUUAUUUA
Molecule: messenger RNA, 2195 nt
Organism: Corylus avellana
Lineage: Eukaryota; Viridiplantae; Streptophyta; Magnoliopsida; Fagales; Betulaceae
Product: sulfite exporter TauE/SafE family protein 3
Biological process (GO): protein ubiquitination
Cellular component (GO): membrane; Cul4A-RING E3 ubiquitin ligase complex
Source: RefSeq, a predicted model, not a curated record